CAGCCAUGUUCUCUUUCUGCCCAUACCUUCAGUCUUUCACAACGUGUUGAAAGUACACGGCGACGCCUCAACCAAUCAGGUCAGCACUGAAACCACCUGAUGUCUGAACCAGGACUUCUCCUUUCUGUCCGUUCGGAGCAGUGCGAUGAUCUCACCUCAGAUUUCUGGACAGCUAUGAUGCUUCUCUGACACAGCUUCAAAACCCUUCAGGUCUAAACGCCCGGUUCUGAGGAAAUAUCAAACGUGAAGUCAUGUCUGCGCUCAGACUCUUGUGCUGUUUGCUGGUAGCAUGUUGCCUCAGUGAGGGGAAGAGAAUUAAAGGAAGCAGAGAAAGUGCGACGCAGCCAGAGGACGUCGUCAGGCUGAAGGAGCCUCAUGUCAGCGGUUCCGUGUUCAGGCUGUUUUUGGGAGGUGAGGACACCUGCAUGCUGGACCCUCUGCAGCUGCACACUCUCACCUCCUGUGGUUUCAACAGCAGUAAUCCCCUCAUCAUCAUCACUCACGGGUGGUCGGUGGACGGUAUGUUGGAGAGCUGGGUGGUCCGGAUGGCCACAAUCCUGAAGAGGAACCUUGUGGAUGUUAAUGUGGUGAUGACCGACUGGCUGCGUCUGGCCCAUCAACAUUACCCCUUGGCUGUGCAGAGCACUCGCAUCGUGGGCAAAGACAUAGCUCAUCUGCUGCAGUCACUCCAGAGAGAGUACCGGUACCCAGUGAGAAAAGUUCAUCUGAUCGGAUACAGCCUGGGAGCUCACAUAUCCGGAUUCGCUGGAAGCUUCCUGCGGGGUGCCGAGAAGAUUGGGAGGAUUACUGGCCUCGAUCCGGCAGGGCCGCUGUUUGAGGGCAUGUCUCCCACAGAGAGGCUUUCUCCUGAUGAUGCGGAGUUCGUCGACGCCAUCCACACUUUCACACACGAACGUUUGGGCCUCAGCGUGGGCAUCAAGCAAGCUGUGGCGCAUUACGACUUCUACCCCAACGGAGGAGACUUCCAGCCCGGAUGCAACUUUCAUAACAUUUAUGAACACAUAAGCGACUACGGGAUCCUUGGCUUUGAACAGACGGUGAAGUGCGCCCAUGAGCGCUCCGUCCAUCUGUUCAUGGACUCGCUGCUGAAUGAAGACAAGCAGAGCACGGCCUACAGGUGCAGCGACAACAGCGCUUUCGUCAGGGGUAUCUGCUUGGACUGCCGGAAGAACCGCUGCAACACCCUGGGCUACAACAUCAAGAAGGUCCGAACGGCAAGGAGCAAGAAGCUCUACCUGAAAACAAGAUCCCGGAUGCCUUACAAACUCUAUCAUUACCAGUUCAGGAUCCAGUUUGUUAAUCAGACGGAGGAAAUCAAGCCGACGCUCAUCAUCUCCCUCCAAGGAACUGAGAAUGAGAGCGGAGAGUUGUUCAUCACAAUAGAUGAAGGCAUUCAUGAAAACACAACUCUUUCCUUCCUGAUUACGCUGGACAAAGACUUGGGGGAGCUGAUGAUGCUGAAGCUGAGUUGGGAAGUGUCUGAUAUGUGGAAGAACGUGUGGACUCGCAUGCAGAGCAUCUUUCCGUGGGGCGGCCAGGAGAGCAAACCUCAGAUGAUGUUGGGAAAAAUCAGCGUCAAAGCAGGAGAGACACAGGACAGGACAUCAUUUUGUUCCAUGAAUAAUGAUGGACAACAAAUCGAAGUUGCUCAAGAUAAAGUGUUUGUGCGCUGCAAAGAGGACGAACCAGCGCGCCACAGGAGAAAGCACAGCAGACUGGUUCAAAUUAAUUAAUCCGCUCACCAGACUAAAUGAUAAUACCUAAUGGUCUCUUCAUGAUGAGGCUUUGCAGAGUAAGAAAUCAGCAAAAAAUAAAUAAUUGAGGGGGAAAAUUAACUGAGAAGUUUGUCUGGAAGUUAAAAACAAGCAACCUGUUGACACUGUGUUUACAAUGAAGUGUGAUGAAUGAUGGGUUGAUUAAUAAACUACAUCUUUUUCAGCUGACAACAUAA
Molecule: messenger RNA, 1972 nt
Organism: Xiphophorus hellerii (green swordtail)
Lineage: Eukaryota; Metazoa; Chordata; Actinopteri; Cyprinodontiformes; Poeciliidae
Gene: lipca
Product: lipase, hepatic a
Exons: 9
Coding region: 252-1754 (500 amino acids)
Biological process (GO): lipid catabolic process
Molecular function (GO): apolipoprotein binding; lipoprotein lipase activity
Source: RefSeq, a predicted model, not a curated record